AUGUUGAAGUCCGCCAUUUCCCUCGCCAAGCGCAUCAAUGUCGCAAUCACGGCAUCAACAACUGCAGCUGAGAUAGCUGAGAUGGAACGAGAUCCAUGGUCUAAGUCGGCAAAGUACGGGGAAGGGUUUGUAUAUUUCGCUGUUGUGCUGUUGGCCGUCACGACUUUCGUUCGAUGCUGGCACAUAUGGGGCGAUAAGAUGCGGAUUGCUUUUUAUAGAGAGAACCGACCAAAUAUCGUGCGUGACGACUCAGUUCCAGACGAGUAUGAGCUCCCGAGUGCAGGCACUGAUGCUUCCAACGCUCAAUUCUUUCCAUCUCCAACCGCAAUUGCUCCUCCCAAGAGGCACGAAUCGCUUCUUGCUAGAAUAGUCCCGUUGAACAAGGCAAUCGCCUUCAUGCGAUGGAUCUUCUACCGGCCUAUUCCGGUCCUGAGGAUUGGCGCGGUCGAGUUUGUUUCCCCAUCUCUGGCAGUGACGGCGAUUGUGCUAGCUGCGUUCAUCUUUGUUACGCUAUAUUGUUUUGUACCACAGCCUUUAUACUACUGGUCAAUUUCGCUCGGAUCACCGCCACUGGCUAUUCGCGCCGGUAUGCUCGCAGUAGCUACGAUCCCCUGGAUUGUCGCACUCAGCACCAAGGCAAACUUCAUCAGUAUGAUGACUGGCCUUGGCCAUGAGCGGUUAAACGGGUUGCACCGUUGGUUAGCCUAUAUCUGCCUCUUCCUCAGUUUGGUCCAUACGGUUCCUUUCUACAUCACUCCAAUCUGGGAAGAUGGUGCUUUGAUCAACUACCGCGCAGGUAUCCCACCGCAUGCCUAUGUAUAUGGUACUGGAAUUGCAGCGCUGGUUCCCCUACUCGUGCUGUGUGUCCAUUCGCUCCCAGUCUUGCGCAACUGGAUGUAUGAGGUUUUUGUUUUUGUCCACAUCCCAGUCUCGUGGGUCUUUGUGGCGAUGCUCAUCUGGCACACAAGAAACUACCUGUCAUCAUGGGCUUAUCUUUUCACAACCAUUGCCAUCUGGAUCGUCUCAUAUAUCAUCAGGCUGUUCUACCUGAAUUGGAUGAACCCUUUGCGCUCAUCCUUCUUAAUCGGAGAAGAAUCGGCCAUAACUCUUCUUCCACAAAAUGCUAUCAAGGUCACCAUUCCCACGAAGAUGCGCUGGCGGCCUGGUCAGUACGUCUACCUCCGAAUGCCAAGAAUUUCCGCAAUUCAAAGCCACCCUUUCACAAUCGCCUCUCUUUGCAGUGACGACUUUCCUUCUGCAUAUGGUGAGAAAUACCGGGACAUGACACUAGUUUUCCGUCCAUUCCAUGGUUUCACACGAGAAGUAUUCCAGAAGGCUUUGGAACAUGGUCCUUUCAGAAUAUACAGCGCAUUUGUAGAGGGACCUUAUGGUGGUAUGCAACGCGAGAUAGCUGCCUUUGAUGAUGUGGUUUUCUUCGCUGGCGGAAGUGGUAUCACCGCUAUUGCGAGUCAGUUGCUAGACCUCAUCAAAAAGAUUCGCGAUGGCAAGGCCAUCACCAAGUCAGUUAAGGUCAUUUGGGCGCUCAAGAGUCCAGAGACGAUGGAGUGGUUCCAAGAGGAACUGCGAAUCUGCCGUGACUACGCACCUUCGAAUAUCGUGAGCUGCCAUUUCUUCCUCACUGAUGUGAAGCAAGAAGACCAAGCCGGACGGGAUAUGGUCCAGGAGAAAAUUUAUGGCAUGCUCCAGGGCAUAGAUAAGCGCAAUUCGGCUUACAUCCGCGCUGAAGCAGGCGGGAACCCUGACAUAGAAAAGGAAUUACGCCGUGAGAACGAAGAUGGCAUUUCUGCUCUUCCCAAUGCACAUGCGGCAUCUCAUGUGGCCAAUACCCGCCAAUACUACCAGCCUGCUGCUCCUCUUGGGCCAGCUGGGCAUGGCAACCCAACCUUUGACUUUGGAUUCGGCGCACCCCAGCCUGUGCCACAAAGGCCACCACCGGCACCUGCACCCCGGUUUGCCCAUUACCAAGCACGUGGGCGCGAUAACUGGCGCACCGAUUACUUCCGACCAAACAUCUCUCAGAUGGUCAAUGAGUUUUCUAAAACCUUUGGUCGCCGUGCGUGUGUUUUCGUCUGCGGCCCACCCAGCAUGCGAGUUGAGGUCGCUACUGCGGUAGCUAAAUUGCAGUUACAAGUGAUGACCGACUCUUCAAAAGAUGAGAUCUUCUUGCAUGCUGAGAACUAUGAUAUAUAA
This is a messenger RNA of Penicillium paradoxum, 2211 nucleotides long. Its product is annotated as putative metalloreductase transmembrane component. The record is from RefSeq and is a predicted model, not a curated record. The coding region runs from base 1 to 2211 and encodes 736 amino acids. The transcript has a single exon. Gene Ontology annotation, biological process: intracellular iron ion homeostasis; copper ion import; iron ion transport. Lineage: Eukaryota; Fungi; Ascomycota; Eurotiomycetes; Eurotiales; Aspergillaceae. Gene Ontology annotation, cellular component: plasma membrane. Gene Ontology annotation, molecular function: ferric-chelate reductase activity.